Messenger RNA from Fusarium redolens, 1018 nucleotides. RefSeq lists its product as uncharacterized. The coding region runs from base 53 to 856 and encodes 267 amino acids. Lineage: Eukaryota; Fungi; Ascomycota; Sordariomycetes; Hypocreales; Nectriaceae. The record is from RefSeq and is a predicted model, not a curated record. The transcript is spliced from 2 exons.
GAUUCAUCCAUCACCACUCCCGUAAUUGUACGACCUUCCUUGGCGUCAAAUCAUGUUGACUUUUGGCCAAGCGAGCGAGAGCAGCCCAUCAGUGGCAUUCUUUUUCGCUGGUUGUAUAGCAAUCACCCUCUACAAUGCCUUGGAAAUCAUUAUUUUAGUCUUUGUCACCUUUAAGAGAUUCUCCGGGUGGUAUUUCUGGAGUCUUUUAGUCGCAAGCCUUGGCCUAAUCGUCGCCACCAUUGGCUUCUCGACCUACUUCUUCAAAAUAACCCCACACACGUACCUUCAAAGCGCCGUUACAAUUGCCGGAUGGUGGGCCUUCAUCGUUGGGCAAUCGCUUGUCUUGUGGUCAAGACUUCAUCUUGUCCUCCAGAGCCCCUGUAUCCUUCGCAGUGUUCUGAUAAUGAUUAUUAUCAAUGCUGUCAUCCUUCUCAUUCCCACGACAGUCUUAGCAUUCUGCUAUAACAUUGUCCCAGUCCCGAGGGCAGUUAAACUCGGAUAUAAGGUUAUGGAGCCCAUCCAAAUCACCAUAUUCUGCGUCCAAGAGUUGAUCAUAUCCGGGCUCUACAUCUGGGGAACGGCUAAGAUCCUGAAAUACACGGCGGAAGAAAGGAAACAGCGAUUGAUGGCAGAACUCAUCAUUAUGAAUGUGGUUCUUAUCAUCAUGGACUUCGUUCUUCUAGGCGUCCAAUAUGCAGGCUUUCGAAUCCUUCAAAAUAUCCUUAAAUACUUUGCAUACAGCAUAAAGUUGAAGUUCGAACUCGCAGUACUCGGCAGAUUAACAAAGUUUUUCCAAGACCAGGCACUUACUUUUACUUCAACAUUAAAUUCUGGCAUUAUAAGGAUAAUAAGCUAGCUAUUAUCAGACAUUCCGUGUAUUCGGUCUAUUAAUCCAGAUUGGUAUAUUUAUAAUGUAUUGUGUUGAAUUCUACCCCUUAGAGGUUUUACUAUUUCAGCUAUAAUCUUAAAGCAUCCCUGCUUGCACGUAAGGCCCUAGCACCUGUUUAAUACACCCCCC